AUGGACGCUACAGAGUUCCGAAGGAGAGGGAAGGAGAUGGUAGACCUGAUAGCAGAUUACCUGGAGAACAUAGAGCAGAGGACGGUGUACCCCGACGUGGAGCCUGGGUACCUGCGGCCCCUCAUCCCUGAGGAGGCCCCUGAGGAGCCUGACAACUACGAGGACGUGGUCAAAGACAUUGAGAGGGUCAUCAUGCCUGGGGUGACCCACUGGCACAGCCCGUACUUCUAUGCCUACUUCGCCGCGGCGAACUCCUUCCCGGCCAUCCUGGCAGACAUGCUGUCUGGAGCUAUUGGUUGCAUCGGAUUCUCCUGGGCUGUCUCUAACAGCCCUGCCAGCCCGGCGUGUACAGAGCUGGAGACAGUCAUGAUGGACUGGCUGGGGAAGAUGCUCAAGCUGCCAGAAGACUUCAUCGCCGGGACACACGGACAAGGAGGAGGCGUCAUCCAGGGUACGGCCUGUGAGGCAACUCUUGUGGCUCUCCUAGCUGCCCGCUGCAGGGUGAUCAGAAUGAUCCUGGCCAGUGACCCACAACGUCCAGAGACUGACAUUAUCUCCAAACUGGUGGCCUACUCCUCCGACCAGGCUCAUUGCUCGGUGGAACGAGCAGGUAUGAUUGCCGGAGUGAGGAUGAAGAAGAUUCCGACGGAGCAGUCAGACAAGUAUGCUGUCCAGGGAGAGACCCUCCGGAGAAUGAUACAGGAAGACAAGGCUGCAGGACUCAUCCCCUUCUACUUCUGUGCUACUCUUGGGUCCACUCCCUCAUGUGCAUUUGAUCACAUUACUGAACUUGGGCCCAUAUGUAAUGCAGAGAAAAUCUGGAUGCACAUUGAUGCUGCAUAUGCUGGGAGUUCCUUUAUCUGUCCUGAAUUCAGACCCCUGUUGAACGGCAUUGAGUUUGCAGACUCUUUCAAUUUCAAUGCACACAAAUGGCUGUUGGUCAACUUUGACUGCUCUACAAUGUGGGUGAAGAAAAGAUCUGAUCUCAUUGGGGCCUUCAAGAUGGAUCCUCUAUACCUGAAACAUGAUCAUCAAGAGUCGGGACUGAUCACAGAUUACAGGCACUGGCAGAUCCCACUAAGCCGAAGGUUCCGCUCUCUCAAGAUGUGGUUUGUGUUCCGAAUGUAUGGGCUCAAAGGCCUUCAGGACUACAUCCGUAAGCAUGUGGAGUUGGCCAAAGAGUUUGAGAGCCUGGUUCGCGCUGACCAGCGCUUUGAGAUCAGCGCAGACGUCGUGUUAGGGCUUGUCUGCUUUAGACUAAAGGGUUCCAACGAGGUGAAUGAGACCUUGCUGAAGAGGAUCAACAAGAGCAGGAAGAUCCACCUGGUGCCGUGCCUGCUGUCUGGUCAGUUUGUGCUGCGCUUCGCCCUCUGCGCCCGCAACACCGAGUCACGUCACAUCCGCAAGGCCUGGCAACUCAUCACACAGCUGGCCGAAGAGGUCAUGCAGGAGCUGCCCCACUGACCAUCCACAUGGACUAGACAGGCUGGGUUGGUCCAGGAGCUGUAUGUAUCAAGCAGUAUUUCAGAGUUAGAGUGCAUGUCUAGGAUCAGGUCCCCCCUGUCCAUUCAUUAUAAUCUAAAAGGCUAAACUGAUCUUAGAUCAGCACUCCUACUCUGAGAUGCUUGAUGAAUAAGGGUCCUAACCCCACCUGACCAUGGCCGGUAUUCAAAAAGCGUCUCAGAGUAGGAGUUUCCAUGUUAUCUUAUUCCUUAUGAAGUAAAAGGCUAAACUGAUCCUAGUUCAGCACGGUUUGAUGCCUACUCUGAGAUGCUACAGGCCUGGAUCUCACUCAGUGGAGGCUCCUGGGGGGAGGACGGCUCAUAAUAAUGUCUGAAAUGGAGGGACUGGAAUGGCAUCAAACCAUGCGUUUGACGUAUUUGAUACCAUUCCACUGACUCCGAUACCAGUCAUUACCACGAGCCCAUCCUCCCCAAUUGAGGUGGCACCAACCUGUGGUUGGUUGUAUGUGAAUCAAUUAAUUUGUGUGGGUGAGCGUGACUAAAUUAAAGGGGCUUUUUGGGUGAAGCAAAUCAUAUCCAGAUGUUAAGGUUUUGCCUGAUAAGUUACUGUAGUGUAGGGUUUACUGACAAUACACAAGCAUGUGUUCUAUGUAAAAUGACUGACUGAGUUCUGCUGUGGAGCCCCAGAGUUCUGCUCUGACUCUACAUCAGUGUGCUAAAUGAGAGAG
This is a messenger RNA of Oncorhynchus nerka (sockeye salmon), 2191 nucleotides long. Its product is annotated as aromatic-L-amino-acid decarboxylase-like. The transcript has 13 exons. The record is from RefSeq and is a predicted model, not a curated record. Gene Ontology annotation, cellular component: cytoplasm. Gene Ontology annotation, molecular function: aromatic-L-amino-acid decarboxylase activity; pyridoxal phosphate binding. Gene Ontology annotation, biological process: amino acid metabolic process; catecholamine metabolic process; serotonin biosynthetic process. NCBI's taxonomy places the organism in Eukaryota, Metazoa, Chordata, Actinopteri, Salmoniformes, Salmonidae. Bases 1 to 1464 code for a protein of 487 amino acids.